Caenorhabditis sp. 36 PRJEB53466 is the source of this 5744-nucleotide messenger RNA. The record is from the annotation of a GenBank genome assembly. NCBI's taxonomy places the organism in Eukaryota, Metazoa, Nematoda, Chromadorea, Rhabditida, Rhabditidae.
AUGUCUCCUCGACCGGAAGACGAUGAUCUCGUGAUAGAACCAGCCGACGACGACGGUCUUCACUACGGAAAUGCAUCGUGAGUUGAUACGAUAAUAACAGUAAUUAGGGAGGGUACUCGGGGGGCGAUGAUCCGGAGAGGUAGCAAUUUGGAAAGGAACAAACGGGACGCGGUUCAUCCGAUUACCGCCAGAUGGUUCUCGCAGUUCCCACAUCCAUCAGGUCGCGGUUAUGCAAUGUGCCUCGCUGAUAAUUUCGUCCUUCCCUCCUCAACCGACAGUCGUAUAAUUGUUCGGACAUUGACGAUCUAUUCCUUUUUCUCUCCCCACUAACCGCCUUAUCUUCUCAACAUCUUUUGCGCACCGUCGUCCAUUUUUCAUCAUUUGUCACACGUUAGCGCACCUUCCAAAGAAAAGUAGGAUUGAAAAUAAAACGAUUAGAACGGUUCGACUUAAAAUUCGAAAAUCCCUUAAACUUGACAUUAAUUCUCUAUGAUUGUUGCCACCGUUUUUAAUCCUUGUUUAAAGCUUCCUUUCUUCAACUACGUUUAAAGAACGAUCGCUAAACUUGUUGGAGAAGUUCCUCUUUAAGGAAUUAAAGGAAUUCAAAAUUGGUAUAACUUUCUUAUCACUUUUAGAAUUGACUCUCUAAGGGAUUCUUCUAGUAAUCUCGAACGAUAUCUCUGAAUGACCACCAUUUUCAAACUAUUUAAUCAACUCAGAUCGAUACAGUUAGUACAAUCCCAGAAAUUCCAUUGGUUACUGUCAUCAAUGCUCUCCGGAAACUGGGUUAGCCAUCAGUCCGUCCGGAGGUGUCAUGUCGACAUAACGGAUCACCACCUCUUCUUCCUUGCAUAAUCCACUUGACACCCCGGCCACCGCAUGGCUACUGGACCACCACCUCCUCUUCCACUCACCGUGUCCAUCCGUUGACUGACAAAACGGACUGACCUCUGUCCGUCAUUCAUCUCUUUCUCUGUGUCUCUCGAAUCAGCGUGCUCUCUCGUCGCGGAUGACUGCCGCGUGGUCCGCCUCAGUCCGCUCUCCGCGCAGCCGCUCUCGCACACCCGCUCAUCGACUACUCGAUUCAUUAUUUAUUGGCCUUGUAAUGAUGACACAUCGUAAAAAAUGCUACUACCGCAGCGAGGUUAUCAGUUCCUAAUUAAUGAGGUUUCGGCAACUGUGUGCGGUUCACCUUAUUUUUCGGUUCCCUUUAGUUUUCUGAUUGGAGUACGGUAGUUUCAUUACCAUAAUUAUAUGAAAUCUUCCUGUAGGACAUCUAGAUUCCCUGAAUGCGUUCGAUUGUUUACUUUAUUCUGUUUCUCACGACUUCAAGUGCAGAAUGAUCCAAUUGUAUUUGCAUAUGGAUCAAUAUGCUCCUGAAUACGUACCGUAUUUCCAUUUCUGGCAAACAGCGUCAUAUUUCGCGCUCAUAAUGACGCCAUUUUCGGAUGUCCCAGUGAGCCAAACAGUCGUCUCUAUGCUCUCUCUCUCUCUCUCUCUCUCUCUCUCUCUCUCUCUCUCUCUCUCUUUCUGCCAGGCACAACUGGUAGUGUUUCCCCCUGCCCGUGCGGUAUUUUCUGUUUGUGAUCCACUUUUAUCAAAUGUUUCUCUCGUGUUUAUCCACCGGUUGUCGGUUCCUUUCGCUUCUUCUCUCUACCUCUUUCUCUUUCUGUUUCGGCACAAAUUUGGAGCUCUCUUAGGCCGUCGGACAUGCGGGACGGGAGUCUGUCUCUCCGUCGCCAGCACGUUCCCUCGCCCUCCUUCCAUCAAUCUUCAUCAUUAUUUCAACUAUUUACGCGACGGACAACUUUCUCAAAUCGUGAUUUAGUGAGCCGGGUCUGCGAAGAAACAGAGCGAGAAUGAGUCGACGCAAAUGUUCGAUUAGUUUGACUGAUGCGCUUUUCAUUGCUCUUCCUCCGACCUAAUUAGACUCCUUCCUCUCCCACACUCUUGAUGAGAGCACACAGCUCAGCACGUACGUGUAUGCUUCAUGUGUGUGUGCUGCCGAGGUCCCUCAUCCGAUUAGCUCUAUUCGAUACCAUUCUUUAAGGGCCCUUGAGCAAGAGUGCAAAAAUCUGCACAAUCCGCAUGUUUGAUCAAUCUGUCCCACGUCUGAUUCAUUUUGAUCUACCCUCAACUUUAGAUCUACCACCCAUGCUCCCUCCCAUUUCUGAUCGAUCUCUUUAAAUGAGGAAUUUCCUCUUUUGUUUCUAUUCAAGUACUACUCCGAAUUCGCUUGCAUUCUCAAAGUUUUGUCCGUCUUCUUCUUCUUCUUCGUUCCUCUAAUAUGAAUAGGAAGUCUCUUUGUGUGAGGUCUCACAAGUGUCAUCCCAUCCGGACGGUCUCUCCCAUCUCCACACACUUUCUCUACCAAUUUCACUUCAUUUUCGGGAGGGACACGCUCGAGUACUUGCUCCAUUUCGUUGCCGCUUCUCGUGAAUAAUGAGCUCCUAGUUUGACCGACAGCAUCCACAAUUUAUGGCCAUUGCGACGCCUUUUGGGCCUCCUCCGUCUUCUCGCACUCCUUCAUUUCCUCCAGUGUUUUGUCGGUUUUUUUUAUCACUGAACUCUUGUUCUGCUCUUCAAUGUCUAUAAAAGAGUUUUCCGCUUUUAAAACGUCACAAUUAUCCAAUUAAUGCGUUUCUUCUCGCCUCUCUUUUGCAUAAUGCCGAGCCCAUAUGUCAUGGUAUUUGUUAUUCUCCCAACAACUGCUCCGUCGAGAGAGCACCACUCCAUCAAAUUUAUGAGACUGAGAACAUUGCCAUUAAAAACUUUAACUGUUUGUUUUCAGAAUGGAGGGCACGUCGACAGGCCAACGCCCGUACAUUCGGCUCACUUCUCAACUUCGCAAUGCAACAAAGAACGCUGGCGAUGAAGUAAGAUUCAGAUGCGAAGCACUUGGAACACCUCCACUCAAGUUCAUGUGAGUCCUUAUUGAAUAGCUGAAACUGAAGUGAUGUUGUUUCAGAUGGCUGAAAAACAAGGGACCAGUGGAAAAGUCGAAACGAGUGAAGAUUCGAGAUAAAGAGAGCUCCUCGCGACUCGUGAUAACGCAGCUCGACGUGCUCGACAGUGGCUACUAUCAGUGCAUCGUCUCGAAUCCCGCAGCAUCCGUCAACACGACCAGCGUGCUCAGGGUGAGUGACUCCUUUUCAUGGUCAUUGUAUAGUCAGCCAACCCAAUUGUCGGCGUGUUUUCCGCUGCCGCAUCCGUCCGUUUCUCAUGAUUAACCGAGAUGCGAUGUCCGUCCGUGCCGCAUCAGCUGGGGGUCGCCGUUGCAAAUUGAAAUUGUCUUUGCAGUUGUUGCCAUUCAGGCGGCGACGCGCACUGGCAGCUCAUUUUGAGGAGGCUUCGCACUCUUUUCAUACUAUUGCGAAAUGACAUAGUUGUUACGAAACACAUAAGGCCUUAGCGUCAAAAGAGCAGUAAAAAGCGGAGAGGUCUCCAAGGGAAUAAACACUUGUUGCCACGUUAUAAAUCAGAUCCAAUUGAAACAGCUGACAUAUGCACUGCGCACUUUUUGUAACGUUCUCCAGUGGGCUCUUCCUAUGCAGACGCACUUUUUGAAACUAUUGCUGUUUCAAGUCCAACAACAAUGGCGAUGAUAUCUUGAUGACAGAAUCUCCUAGGUUCAUUUUACCCAAAUAAACCCAUCUUCUUUUAAUUGCCUUUCCAAGACAAAGUCCCCAAAACGGUUCAUUCUCUGUUCUGCCACCAACACCACCGCAGCCCUUUGUUUUGUCCUCGAUUCGUUGUCAGCUCCAGUGAUGGAUGAGAGAGGAUCGAACCCGUCGUCUCUCCGCCCUCCGCCACCCCAGUCGUCGUCUUCUCGUCGCGCGCUCCGUCUCGCCCUCCUUAUCUUCGCACCUCUUCCACUUUCACUCGACCACCAACACCGGUCAUUUGUCCCUUUGUUUUUCUAAAUGCUUCCGAGAAUUUUGAGUAACUCUUAAGCACAUAUAAAUAUGAUCGGAUUAGUCCAUAGCCCUCCUCCCAGAUCACACUAGAAGACCCCUUGAAAGGACCGCAUACUUCACCCAUCUGCCGCUCAUCCCUCCCUUUUCUACAGUCUGUUUCCGUGCCGAGACGACAUAUUUCAUUUAGAAACGUUUUUGCGUGCUCCUCUCACAAACACUGAGAGAAGACACGAAGCAAAUCAUCGAAUCGAUGUUAUCAAACUCCCGAAAAUUGUGCACAUCCCCGUGGUUGUGCGUUUCCGCACCCCGCACGCUCUCUCUUCAUCUCUUAUCUUACCUCCCCCGUUCGAGCAAACCAAUUAUUUAUGAUCAUGCCAUAUAUGCAUCAGUGGUUUGUGACCCCAGCCUGAUUAUCAUUAUUGAUUCGGACCAUUUCCAAUUAUUUUCCUAAUUCCUUCUCCUUUCCUCUUUUUCCGUCAAACCGGGUGAAUGGAAACACAUUUUGGCCGUAGUGCGUGCUUGGAAUAAUGGGACUUUUCUCCGAUUGCAUACAUUUUAAAUCAGCCGACUCAAACUCUUUGCUCCAAAGAAUCUUGUGCGGAGUAACGAUAAGGCUUGUUCGUCAUGUGAACUGAUUUCGUCGGGAACGCAGAAAAACUUCUGUGCCACGUAAAUAAUGAAGAUAAGUGGAGGGGAAACCAGGUGAUAAGCUUCCCUCUUCUUCUUCAUUUUGUCACUUUUCACAGCAGGAGUCGGUACAUUUCCGCAAGUGUCCUUGGUUAUUUAACCACAUUGGACUGUCACUUUUCUAGUUGGUAAAAAAAAACAAAAUGUGCGCAGGUGCAGUGUCCCAAACAUCUGCGAGUGGCCUGGCCUGUCCGGUUGGUCUCUCUUCUGUAGCCUCGGUUGUUUUCUCGAUGGGCGAUGCUCCAGAUGCUGCGUUCGAUCGAUCAUCCGCCCGUUCUCGCAUGCUGCAGCACCAUAUCAUUUGUAUCCAUCUCGUUCUGCUGCUGCUGCCCUCCCUCCUUUCCCUUUACAAACCGUUCUAAAACGCUCGAUCAGUCAGCGGGCUCCCCCUUUCCUUCUUCUUCUUCUUCUUCUUCUUCUUCUUCUUCCAUUUCCCAGCCCCCUACAUAAAUCAUACGCGCCGCCCAUAAAUGUCGCCGAUUCCAAUUUAUCUAUCCCAUUCUUCUCGCCUAUCGCUCCUCAUUCUCGCCUCGUUUUGCGGCUCAUUCGCAACUUUUAGUGAAGCUCGAGAGCAGAGAAAAAUGAAAAGAGAGGAGGCGAAAAAAGUGAGAAGUGCAACAAAUAACAGGCGUCGGAAUGCGAUUCACUUGAUUUAUGGCUCAACCUAGUCUUCCUCUCCCUCCCUCCCUCCCUCCCUCGUCGUUUCUUCCUAUUGACUUCCCUGCUCCCCGGGCACCAGGGCUCACAAUUCAAAUCCAAACACUUUAUACGACAGGGAAGGAGGGAAGGACGAUGUUUACUCAACAGUCCAUCUCUUAGGUGUCUUUUCCAUUUGCAUACUCGUAAAUGGGCUGUCAGUUCCCAGGCUCUACAGCCAUCCUGCUCUCCCUAUCAUUCGGCUCUUCGGCGCCUUCAAAAGCGACAGCCAGUCCCCUUCAUCUGCCCGCCCAACCUUUGCGAUUUCCCGCGACUUGAUAGAAAUGAACGAUCAAGUUCAGGUGAACAACGUCCCGGAUGCUGUAAAAUCGCAAAGAAAGGAUCACAUCACUCCAAGAAGCCAAUUGCUUUCGACGAAUACGAAGAUUACGAGGUGAGUUCUCUUUCGUUCCUUUCCCGAUUAACCUGCUCUAAUUCAGAUGA